UCGUUAUAGGGUUUAUCACCCAGUCAUCUUCGUCGGCGAAACCAAUUUUCGGACUCCGUCGAAUUCGAUUUUACAGUGAUAAAAGAUAUGGGUGACAAGAGGAAGAAGACGUUCAUGUUCAUCCGUCUAGUCUCAGCAGCUGGAACUGGAUUCUUCUAUGUCAAGAGGAAGAGUACUAAGGGACUUCUUGAGAAGCUCGAGUUCCGUAAGUACGAUCCUCGAGUUAAUCGCCAUGUCCUCUUUACAGAGCAGAAAAUGAAGUGAUGAAACAUAAAAGCUUGCUUUUGCCUGUUAUGUGGGAUCAAACUUAUUUCAUUAUGUAAUAAAAGUUACCUUCAUCAAUCAAGUAUCAAAUAACUUUUCAAUUUAGUGUUCUAUCGAAACUUGUUUGUAGGAUUCUCAAACACUUAAGUGCAGUUUGAUUGUACUGUGAUCAAUCUCGACACCGGUCUUGAAUCA
Messenger RNA from Arabidopsis lyrata subsp. lyrata, 459 nucleotides. Its product is annotated as 50S ribosomal protein L33. Gene Ontology annotation, cellular component: ribosome; large ribosomal subunit. The transcript is spliced from 2 exons. Gene Ontology annotation, molecular function: structural constituent of ribosome. The record is from RefSeq and is a predicted model, not a curated record. Gene Ontology annotation, biological process: translation. Lineage: Eukaryota; Viridiplantae; Streptophyta; Magnoliopsida; Brassicales; Brassicaceae. Bases 88 to 264 code for a protein of 58 amino acids.